Molecule: messenger RNA, 2207 nt
Organism: Octodon degus (degu)
Lineage: Eukaryota; Metazoa; Chordata; Mammalia; Rodentia; Octodontidae
Gene: D2hgdh
Product: D-2-hydroxyglutarate dehydrogenase
Exons: 10
Coding region: 85-1701 (538 amino acids)
Cellular component (GO): mitochondrion
Molecular function (GO): FAD binding; catalytic activity
Source: RefSeq, a predicted model, not a curated record
CUUUGCUCGCGUAGGUGGCUGUGGUCAGUUUCUGACCUUGGGAGCCACUGCGCGCUCAGUUUCGUGCCGCACAGGGUAGAGGCGAUGCUGCCUCGUCAGGUGAUCCGAUGGCCUGCGUGGAUCUUUCAGGCCUCUCCAGAGUGGUGGAGGACAGCCUGCGUUCUUGGGACCUCGGUGGGACAGCAGAGGUGGCCAAGUUUCCCCUGGAGACUGUGCAGCGCUCCGGCCUUCAGAGGCUGCCACUCCACAGUCCCCAGAGUCCCGGGGGUGAUGCUCACUUCUGAGCGCUACCCUGUGCAGCGGCUGCCCUUCUCUAUGGUGUCGGAGGAGGACCUGGCCGCCUUUGAACGCAUCAUCCCAGGCAGGGUUGUCACAGACCCAGCAGAUCUGGAGGUGGCCAACGUGGAUUGGCUGAGGACUGUCCGGGGGUGUAGCAAGGUGCUGCUGAGGCCCCGGACCACAGAGGAGGUAUCCUGCAUCCUCAGGCACUGUCACCAGAGGAACCUGGCUGUGAACCCACAGGGAGGGAACACAGGCUUGGUGGGAGGCAGUGUCCCCGUCUUCGAUGAGAUCAUCCUCUCCACUGCUCUCAUGAACCAGGUCAUCAGCUUCCAUGACGUGUCUGGAAUCCUACUCUGCCAGGCGGGCUGUGUGCUGGAGGAGCUGAACCACUAUGUGCAGGAGCGGGGCUUCAUCAUGCCUCUGGAUUUGGGAGCCAAGGGCAGCUGCCACAUUGGGGGCAACGUGGCGACCAAUGCAGGUGGUUUGCGGUUCCUGCGCUAUGGCUCGCUACGGGGGACUGUCCUCGGCCUGGAAGUGGUCCUGGCUGAUGGCACUGUCUUGGACUGCCUGACAUCCCUGAGGAAAGACAACACAGGCUACGACUUGAAGCAGCUGUUCAUUGGGUCGGAGGGCACCCUGGGGGUCAUCACAGCUGUGUCCAUCUUGUGCCCUCCCAGGCCCAAGGCUGUGAAUGUGGCCUUCCUUGGUUGCCCAGGCUUCACGGAGGUCCUGCAGGUCUUCAGCACUUGCAAGGGGAUGCUGGGUGAGAUCCUGUCUGCUUUUGAGUUCAUGGAUGCUGAGUGCAUGCAGCUGGUUGGGCAGCACCUCCACCUGACCAGGCCAGUCCAAGAGAGUCCCUUCUAUAUCCUGGUUGAGACUUCGGGUUCCAGUGGAGACCACGAUGCGGAGAAGCUGGAUGGCUUCUUGGAAAAGGCACUAGACUCUGGCCUGGUGACUGAUGGCACUGUGGGCACUGACCAGAGAAAAGUCCAGGUACUAUGGUCCCUGAGGGAGAGGAUCACAGAGGCGCUAAGCCAUGAUGGCUAUGUGUUCAAGUACGACAUCUCCCUACCUGUGGAGCGGCUCUAUGACCUCGUGAUUGACCUGCGCACCCGCCUUGGCCCCAGUGCCAAGCAUGUGGUGGGCUAUGGCCAUCUGGGGGAUGGCAACCUGCACCUGAAUGUCACAGCAGAGGCCUUCAGCACAGCACUGCUGGCCGCCCUGGAGCCCUAUGUGUACACCUGGACGGCCGCGCACCGGGGCAGCGUGAGUGCCGAGCAUGGCCUGGGCUUCAAGAAGAAGGACGUCCUGGGCUAUAGCAAGACCCCUGCUGCUGUGCAGCUCAUGGGGCAGCUCAAGGCUCUGCUGGACCCUAAGGGCCUCCUGAACCCCUACAAGACACUGCCUGCCUGUGCCUGACUAGCCUCUGCCAACUCUGUGGGGCAAGGCUACAUACAGCUCCAGGAAGGACCUGCAGGCGCCUUUGCUGAUGUGGAUGAGCUGUCUGUGUCCAGCGCCUCCUGCCAGCUUAUCUUCCGUGCUGGGUGGGUGGCUGUUGUCCACUGUGAUGUGAUGGGUGUCAAAGGCUGUGGAUGGAGCUGAGGUAUCCCAGAGGUCCACCGCCAAAUUGGUGACCACAGUGAUAUGGAGCACUGUGGUGGUACCCCCUGGGGUGAGUGACCAUGGUCAGGUCUGAGCCCUGGGGACAGACAUGCACAUCUCUCCUUUUCUAGAAGCCCAGCUCAGCAGGGUGUUGGCCAGGCCCAACAGUCUGGUGUGAUUGUCAUGUGUUCUUCAGGAGGGGAUGGACACCUUGCCCCUCUUCAGUCAUGGCCUAGGAGCCUCACUAAGGUGCCUGCCACCAGAGAGGUGGCACAUACUUUCUCUGUCUAUGAUGAAUAUAUAGUAAAGGUGACUCAGGUGCA